Molecule: messenger RNA, 1659 nt
Organism: Pistacia vera
Lineage: Eukaryota; Viridiplantae; Streptophyta; Magnoliopsida; Sapindales; Anacardiaceae
Product: putative disease resistance RPP13-like protein 1
Exons: 1
Coding region: 1-1659 (552 amino acids)
Biological process (GO): defense response to other organism
Molecular function (GO): ADP binding
Source: RefSeq, a predicted model, not a curated record
AUGGAAGUUGUGGCGGAGCCCAUUGUCUCUGUGCUCUUUGAGGAGUUGGUUAAGAAAUUGGGGUCCGUUGAGGUGCGGUCAUUUGCUCGUCAACUCUUUGGAGGGGUAGAUUCAGAGUUAGAAAAACUGAAAACUACGUUGGAGAAUAUUAAAGACCUGCUUACUGAUGCUGAAGAAAAACAACUGUCAGAAAGAGCUGUGAAAAGGCGGCUUGCCGAACUUCAAAACUGGGCUUAUGAUGCAGAGGACAUACUGGAUGAGUUUGCCUAUGAAUUAGCUUUGCGUCGCCACCUGAAGGCAGAAGAACGUAAGGCUAGCUCCAGCAAGGCACUGAACCUCGCUACUAGACCCAGGUUCAAUUUCAGCAUGUGGUUAAAGAUCAAAAAAAUCAAUAGCCAGUUGGAACAACUCCGCAAGGAAGCAUCAAAAGACUUUAUUCUUAAGAAGGGGAUCACAGGAGGGACAUCAAGUGCUGUUUCAGAGGGCCUAAGACCAGAGGAAACUUCAAGCGUCCCACCUGAACAAACAGUUCAUGGCAGACAUGAAGAUGAAACCAAACUACUUGAACUGGUGAAAAAUGAUCAACCAAGUGGUGCCAAUAAAUUUCGAGUGAUAGCCAUCGUCGGCAUGGGAGGGAUCGGCAAAACGACAAUUGCUCGAGCGGUGUACCAUCACAACGACCUGGAAGGUUUCGAGUUUGACAAAGCAUGGGUUUGUGUUUCACAGAUUUUUGAUAUUCUCACUAUCUCAAAGAAUAUCCUUCGGUCAUUAAAACACUCUUCAUCCUCCAAUCCAAAUAAUUUAAAUGAAGCACAAGUUGAACUGCAGAAGGCAGUAAAUGGGAAAAAAAUCUUGAUAGUAUUAGACGAUGUUUGGGAGGUAGACUACAGAAAAUGGGAACAGCUUAUGUCUCCCUUCAAAGCUGGUGCACCUGGAAGCACGAUGAUUGUCACAACACGCGAUACAUCUGUUGCUAAAAGAAUAAGAUGCCCUGAUUCUGAUAUUUAUGCUUUACAGAGUUUAUCCGAUGAAGCUUGUUGGUCCUUGUUUUGGGAGCACGCACUUGCGAUUGGUGCAGCUGCUAAUGUUGAUCUAAUUGCCGAUUCAAUUCGUAAGAGAGUUCUUGAAAGAUGUAGCGGUCUACCUCUGGCAGCAAAGACCCUCGGUGGUCUUCUACACUCUAAGCCGAUUAAUACUUGGGAAAGAAUAUUAGACAGCGAAAUAUGGAAUUCAUUUAAAGAAAAAGAUGUUAUCCCCGUAUUAAUGUUAAGUUAUCUCUAUCUCCCUCCGCAUUUAAAAAGAUGUUUUGCGUAUUGUGCGGUCUUUCCAAAAGGCUAUGAAUUUGAGGAAAAUGAACUUAUACUUUUAUGGAUGGCAGAAAGUAUCAUUCAACAAUCUGAUGAGCAACUAGACGAGAUGGACGAGACAGGUCUGUACUUUACUAAUUUGUGUUCAAGGUCUCUUUUUCAAAAAUCAUGUAAUGAUGGUUCUAAAUAUGUAAUGCAUGAUCUUGUCCACGAUCUAGCUGAAUUGGUUUCUAAAGAAUUUAAUUUCAGAUCUGAGAAAGCCAUUAUUAAGCUAUCAGAAAAUGUUAAAAGAAUUCGUCAUUUUUCUUAUCGUUCUGAUGGUUAUGAUUUAAAAAGAAAUUUAAAAGCUUAG